CAGGAUUGCCUGCCAAAUAGAAAAUGAAUGUUCCAAUUAAAAUCUGAAAGUAAUGCAGGAUUCAAUAUGAGAUCAUUUCUGUUUCUAUCCAUUGUGGCUCUGAGUUCAGCUAAACCAUCACAUCGGAAUGAAUUUCUUCACUUCCUGGCUGAGCACGAUUUUAUGCUACAGGAUCCUCCCCAAAACACACCUGACAUCAUUCAACCACAACAAACACCAACCCCACAAACCACUUUCGAUGACUUAUUUUUCACAUGCCCUUCAAAAUGUGUGUGCCAAGUACGGGUAGUCCAAUGCUCUGAUGCUGGUUUGAAGUCAGUGCCAGCAAAAAUUCCGAAAGACACAGUAAUGCUUGAUCUGCAAAACAACAGAAUAACUGAAAUAAAAGAAACUGAUUUAAAGAACCUGCAUUUGCUCUAUGCACUUUUUCUGAUUAACAAUCAGAUAACCAAAAUCCAUCCAAAGGCAUUCCAGUCCAUGAAACAUUUGAAAUUGCUUCACCUUUCCUGGAACUUGCUACCUCAGAUUCCAAUUCAUUUACCAAAAUCUCUUGUGGAACUAAGAAUUGAUGAUAACAAAAUUAAGAAAAUACAAAAGCAAUCUUUUAAAGGAAUGAAGUUUUUACACGUUUUAGAAAUGAGUGGAAAUCCACUUGAUACAACUGGCAUGGAACCCGAUGCUUUUGAUGGGCUAUUGAGACUGAUUUAUGUACGAAUUUCACAGGCAAAUUUAACUUCGGUUCCCAAGAAUUUACCAUCCAAAUUGCAUGAGCUGUACCUUGAUCACAAUAAGAUUGUAUCACUGGAACUAGAGGAUUUUAGGCGAUACAAAGAUUUGCGCAGAUUGGACUUGUCCUACAACCAAAUUAAAGAGAUUGAAAAUGGAAGUUUAUCAUUUCUUCCUAAAUUAAGACAGCUUCAUUUGGAAAACAACAAAGUUAAGCAUGUUCCUGCUGAUAUAAAGAAACUGAUGCAUUUGCAGCAGAGCCAAGCCCUAGUGCCUCUGCACGGAUUGCUGCUGCUGCUGUCACCUGAUGGGCCAUUCCCCUCAUCUGUAUCCGAAACAGAAUACUUCUUUGACAGGAAGACAGCUGCAGAGGACUCCUACACUGACUGCCUGCUGAGCUAAGAUUAGUCAUGAUCAUGUUAAAAGGUGGACCAAGCUUGAGAGGCUGAAUUGCCUACUCCUACUUUUUUUGUUAUGAGAAAGAUGUAUGAGAAGGAAACAGAGAUAAAAGUCUUUGAUAGGCUUGAGAUUAACCCAGAAAGUUCACAACUGCAAUAUUGAUACAAAAGACUUCUGCUCAGAUUAGAUUCCCUACAGAAUGGAAACAGGCCUUCAAAGAGCAAUCCACCCAGACCCAUUCCCUUACCCUUACA
Chiloscyllium plagiosum (whitespotted bambooshark) is the source of this 1379-nucleotide messenger RNA. The record is from RefSeq and is a predicted model, not a curated record. NCBI's taxonomy places the organism in Eukaryota, Metazoa, Chordata, Chondrichthyes, Orectolobiformes, Hemiscylliidae.